Molecule: messenger RNA, 459 nt
Organism: Dictyostelium discoideum AX4
Lineage: Eukaryota; Evosea; Eumycetozoa; Dictyosteliales; Dictyosteliaceae
Exons: 2
Coding region: 1-459 (152 amino acids)
Source: RefSeq, a predicted model, not a curated record
AUGCCUCCUAAGAUUAAAAUUACUACAGGUCCAAUUGGUUCUGGAAAAACAACAAUUUUAAAUAGAAUUAAAGAGUCAUAUGAAAGAAAAGAAAUCCUUAUUGGUCAAAAGGUUGGAUUUUUCGGUGAACCUACUGAUUCCACUGUAGCUAAUGCUCUCCUAAAGGAUAUGUACUCAAAGUUUCCAUUUGCUAAUGAUCAGUUUGAAACUUUACAAAAAUACCUAUUGGCUGUGGAAGCUAAUGAUUUAUGUAAUGCUUUGUCAUCGUCAGAGUAUGAUAUUGUUUACUUUGAUACAUCGGUUUUGAAAAUCAUAAACAAUCAAACCUAUUCAAAUUGUCUAACGUUUUACUAUCAAAUGAUUUCAAAUAUUAAUUUCGAAAAUGCUGAAGUAACCAUAUUAAAAGUCAUACCACCCAUAGAUAGGUGUGUUACAGAUCUUAUCAGAUUUAUAAAAUGA